Molecule: messenger RNA, 1452 nt
Organism: Arachis stenosperma
Lineage: Eukaryota; Viridiplantae; Streptophyta; Magnoliopsida; Fabales; Fabaceae
Product: 3-ketoacyl-CoA synthase 5-like
Exons: 1
Coding region: 1-1452 (483 amino acids)
Biological process (GO): fatty acid biosynthetic process
Cellular component (GO): membrane
Molecular function (GO): acyltransferase activity, transferring groups other than amino-acyl groups
Source: RefSeq, a predicted model, not a curated record
AUGGAACCUAUUUCCAAGCUAAGCCAUGAUCCUCUCUUAUCAGAGCUUCUCUUCUCAAAACUCUCACACUUCCUUUGGUCUUGUAUUCUCCUUCUUGUUGCAUCUUCUGAACUGUUCUUACUCUUCCAAAACUCAGAACCAAUGUUCCAUUUUGUUCUUCUAUGCUUCCUCCUUCUCUGUCUCCUUCUAAAGCACACUCUCUCAAGGUCUUCUCCUGUUUACCUUGUUGACUUCUCAUGUCUUAAACCGCCGGGAUCUUGCAGGGUGCCAUUUGCGGCAUUCCUUGAAAACGCUUCCAUGUUUGAAGUCUUUGACGAUGAAAGCUUAGCCUUCAUGGCCAAAGUUCUUCAAACUUCUGGUCAAAGCGAAGAGACUUCCCUCCCUCCUUCACUGCACUACAUCCCUCCGAAAACAGACCAAAAUGAAGCCUUAAGAGAGGUUCACAUGGUUCUCUUCCCCAUCCUUGAUGACCUCUUUGCAAAAACCAAUGUUUCACCCCUUGACAUAGACAUACUCAUAGUUAACUGCAGUGGCUUUUGUCCCUCUCCUUCUCUGGCCUCCAUUAUCAUCAACAAAUACUCCAUGAGAAGUGACAUCAAGAGCUUCAACAUCUCCGGCAUGGGGUGCAGUGCAAGUGCACUAUGCAUAGACAUGGCACAGAAUCUUCUGAGAGUUCACAAGAACUCAAACGCCAUUGUUCUCAGCACAGAGAUUCUCUCAACAGGUUGGUAUUCAGGGAACGAAAAGUCAAAGUUGGUCAUCAACUGCCUCUUCAGGAUGGGAAGCGCCGCUAUUCUUCUCUCGAACAAGAAAGAAGCAAGGAAGCACGCAAAAUACAGGGUGCUUAGGACGCUAAGAACACAAAGAGCCUUCGAAGACAAAGCUUAUGUUUCUGCCAUAAGAGAAGAAGAUUCAGAAGGGAAGCUGGGAGUUACCCUGAAGAGGGACUUACUUCAAGUAGCCGGUGAAACCCUUCGUUCAAACAUCACGAUUCUUGGCUCUGAGAUCUUGCCUUUGUCUGAGAAGUUUCGGUAUUUUGCUUCCCUGAUGAAGAAGAGGUUCUUGUUGACAAAGUGUGAAGGGAUCUACGUUCCGAACUUCAAGACAGUGAUACAGCAUUUCUGCAUGCCGUGUUCGGGGAGGUCAGUAAUCAUGGAAGUGGGGAAAGGCUUGAAGCUUGGGGAGAGAGAGAUGGAACCGGCAUUGAUGACUCUUCACAGGUUCGGGAACCAGUCUUCUUCAUCUCUCUGGUACGAACUUGCUUACUUGGAAGCCAAGGAACGGGUUCACAAAGGUGACAGAAUAUGGCAACUCGGUAUGGGUAGUGGGCCCAAAUGCAACAGUGUUCUCCUCCAAUGUGUCAGGCCCAUCAUUGCUGAGUCCAACAAGGGCCCAUGGGCUGACUGCAUCCAUCGAUACCCCGUAUGGGUUAAUGACUCUUCACCACCUUAG